AUGGGCAUGUUGUCACGGGCACAGCCUUCGAAAGGUUUCAAGUCAUUUCAAACAUGGCCGGCGGGAAGAAAGUGUUGAUUGCGGCUGCUGUUGCUGCCUUUGCAGCGUUUGUUGGGCACUCAUUUCUGAAACUCAAAAAAGUGACCCUUGCCUCCAGAGAAGCGCCAGUAAAACACCUGAAAUGUCAAUAUUUGACGAAUAUUGAUUAUGGGGCAGAGGAUAUUACCAUACUUAAAGAUGGACUCGCCUUUCUAAGUACAGGGCUAAAAUUUCCUGGAAUGCCGUCAUUCUCAGAUGAACCAGGCAAAAUGUAUGUUAUGGAUAUGCUGCACCCAAAGCCAACACCAGAGGAGCUACAGAUCAAAGGGGAUCUGGACCUCAGCUCAUUCAACCCGCAUGGCAUUAGUGUGUACAAGGAUGAAGCAGAUGACUCUCUGUAUUUAUUUGUUGUCAGUCACCCUGAGCAGAAAAGCCAGAUAGAGAUCUUUCGUGUUGUGGAUGAGGACACGCUUUUUCACCUAAAAACCAUUACCCAUCCCUUACUGCACAGUGUAAAUGACAUUGUUGCUGUGGGAGCAGAGCACUUCUACGCCACAAAUUAUCAAUACUUUCAAAGUCAUCUACUUAACUUGCUGAGUGUGGUUUUGGGUCUGCCCUGGACUGAUGUGGUGUACUACAGCCCAGAGGAAGUGAGGGUGGCAGCUGAUGGCAUUCAGUCCGCAAAUGGGAUCAACAUGUCUCCGGACGAACGGUAUAUUUACGUUGCAGAUAUCGUGGACCAUGAGGUUGAUGUUUUUGAAAGAAAAGCUGGGGAGCAGUUGGUGUAUGUGAAGUCCGUAGAUGUUGGAUCACUUUGUGAUAAUAUUGAGGUGGACCACAGAACAGGUGACUUGUGGCUGGGCUGUCAUCCAAACAGCAUGAAGUUGGCAAUGUUUGAUCCUGAAGAUCCACCAGGCUCUGAGGUCAUCAAGAUCAAGAACAUUCACUCAGAGCAGCCGCUGGUGAGCAUAGAGUAUGGUGAUGAUGGUCGUGAGCUCAUGGGCUCCACUGUAGCGGCUCCUUAUGAGGGAAAGUUGCUUAUUGGCACUAUUUUUCACAAAGCCCUGUCUUGCGUUUUGUGA
This is a messenger RNA of Melanotaenia boesemani (Boeseman's rainbowfish), 1121 nucleotides long. Its product is annotated as serum paraoxonase/arylesterase 2-like. The record is from RefSeq and is a predicted model, not a curated record. NCBI's taxonomy places the organism in Eukaryota, Metazoa, Chordata, Actinopteri, Atheriniformes, Melanotaeniidae. The transcript is spliced from 9 exons. Bases 54 to 1121 code for a protein of 355 amino acids. Gene Ontology annotation, molecular function: arylesterase activity.